Dovyalis caffra is the source of this 1077-nucleotide messenger RNA. The record is from the annotation of a GenBank genome assembly. Lineage: Eukaryota; Viridiplantae; Streptophyta; Magnoliopsida; Malpighiales; Salicaceae.
AUGUCUUGCUUCAAGAACAAAUACGCAGAUGAGCUCGUCAAGAAUGCUGCCUACAUUGGCACCCCUGGUAAGGGUAUCCUUGCUGCUGAUGAGUCAACUGGCACAAUUGGCAAGCGUCUAUCUAGUAUUAAUGUUGAGAAUGUUGAGGAAAACAGGCGUGCCCUUCGUGAGCUCCUUUUCUGCGCUCCUGGUGCCCUCCAAUACCUCAGUGGAGUCAUUCUCUUUGAGGAAACUCUCUACCAAAAAACUGCAUCAGGCAAGCCCUUCGUUGAUGUCUUAAAGGAAGGUGGUGUUCUACCUGGUAUCAAGGUUGACAAGGGCACCGUUGAGCUUGCUGGCACUAACGGUGAGACCACAACUCAGGGUCUCGAUGGUCUUGGCCAACGCUGUGCAAAGUACUACGAAGCCGGUGCACGUUUUGCCAAAUGGCGUGCUGUGCUCAAGAUCAGUGCCACUGAGCCAUCUGAGUUGGCCAUCCAUGAGAAUGCCUAUGGUUUAGCCAGAUAUGCCUCCAUCUGCCAGGAGAAUGGCUUGGUCCCCAUCGUGGAGCCUGAAAUCUUGGUUGAUGGAUCUCACGAUAUUGAGAAGUGUGCUGCUGUAACGGAGCGUGUUCUUGCUGCAUGCUACAAAGCUCUCAAUGACCACCAUGUCAUGCUUGAGGGUACUCUUUUGAAGCCCAACAUGGUGACUCCUGGAUCAGAUGCACCAAAGGUUGCACAUGAGGUGAUUGCCGAGUUCACUGUUCGUGCCCUUCAACGUACUGUGCCUCCUGCAGUUCCUGCUAUUGUAUUUUUGUCUGGUGGCCAGAGUGAGGAGGAGGCUACGCUCAAUCUCAAUGCCAUGAACAAACUAAACACCAAGAAGCCAUGGUCUCUUUCCUUCUCAUUUGGACGUGCCCUUCAGCAGAGUACACUCAAGGCCUGGGGUGGCAAGACCGAGAAUGUGGAGAAGGCUCGUGCUGCAUUUCUUUCCAGGUGCAAAGCUAACUCAGAGGCUACUCUAGGUACUUACAAGGGCGAUGCUACUCCUGCCGAGGGUGCUUCAGAGAGCCUCCAUGUCAAGGACUACAAGUAUUAA